This is a messenger RNA of Staurois parvus, 299 nucleotides long. The record is from the annotation of a GenBank genome assembly. NCBI's taxonomy places the organism in Eukaryota, Metazoa, Chordata, Amphibia, Anura, Ranidae.
UGCCUCGGUGCCCGUGGUCCGGCCUGGUGCCUCGGUGCCCGUGGUCUGGCCUGAUGAUUCGGUGCCCGCUGUCGAGCUUGGUGACCCGGUGCCCGCUGUCAUGCCAGAUGACUCGGUGCCCGCUGUCGUGCCAGAUGACUCGGUGCCUGCUGUCGUGCCAGAUGACUCGGUGCCCGCUCUCAAGCUUGGUGACUCGGUGCCCACUGUCGUGCCAGAUGACUUGGUGCCCGCUGUCGCGCCAGAUGACUUGGUGCCCACUGUCGCACCAGAAGACUCGGUGUCCGCUGUCGAGCUUGGUG